AUGACUGCUAGCAAUCGAGAAGCACACGUUUCCUCUCCACGCACCACCAAUGUUGAUUUGGCCACUCGACUGAACAAGUACAUUCCCCUGCCAGCCCGCCCGGAAUUCCGUCUGAAAUACGUAUUGCAACGUGGAACAGUGCUCAGUUUCAUUCGCUCGAAACCCGCCCAUUUCUGGCGUUCGAAUCACAUUUCCGAGCUGAAAAUGAGAUAUUUGAGUGUGACUGAAAACGGGUAUUUGGUCAUUUAUGAGGAUAAUGUGCAAGGAUUGGUUAUCGAUUUACGUGAAGUGCGCAACGUGAUUUGUAAUGCCGAUCGACAGGUGGAGAUUCCGAAAAAAGAGAGUCAGUUCCGUUGCCACAUCAAAAUUCGUCUUCCACGUGGAAACAUUCAUCUGUUCCUCCGUGAAGAAGACGUUCAUAAAUGGACGUGUGCAAUUAUGAGGGGAUCUUCGAUGAAAAUUGAGGAGGAAGAUGAUCUGACCACUGCAAUUGAAGCGACGGAGAAUUCUGAAGAUUCGUGGGAUUCUGAAGAUUCAGAGGAGUCUUCUGAUAGUGAUGAAUUCGAAAAAAUGGUCGAAGAAUCUGAAGAGGAAGAUAGAGUGUGA
This is a messenger RNA of Caenorhabditis remanei, 606 nucleotides long. RefSeq lists its product as uncharacterized. The transcript is spliced from 3 exons. The record is from RefSeq and is a predicted model, not a curated record. Lineage: Eukaryota; Metazoa; Nematoda; Chromadorea; Rhabditida; Rhabditidae. The coding region runs from base 1 to 606 and encodes 201 amino acids.